AGUAGUAACACACCGAGCUGCUGAGAGGAGACGCUGAAGAAGGGGGAGAGACGAAACUGUCCUUAUGAGCCAAAGGAGUGCGAGUAGAUCCAGCUGAAGAAUAGAAAUAGGAAAGCAACUAGUCGUCUGUUCAGGUUGCUGGCACCUGUAAACCUUUUUUCCCCCCUCGCCGUCCCUGAUAUGACUCUUUUCAAGAGUGAACAUUGCAGCCCACAGUACAUGAGCAUGACCGGAGAGCUGAAAUCAAGCCGUUCGAAGACAGGAGGAGUCAAGAGGCUGAGCAGUGCUGUGUACGGAUCAGAGUACGAGCUGGACUACGACUGCUACCAGGAGGAACUGUAUGACAGGGUGUUUGAUUACCAGCGUGUCCCGUCGGCGAUGCCUGCGCUGCCCCACAGUUCCAGCCUGGCCAAGAAAGCACGCUCGUCUUCUUCCAGGCAGAGACGCAGCCGAGACCGCUCGUCCUCCAAGAGCUCCUCCAGACCCCACUCAUCCAGCAGAGCCAAGUUGAAAAUGGAGGAGCUGCAGACCAUAAAGAGAGAGUUGACGAUGAUAAAGGUUCAGAUUGAUGGCCUGCUUGACAGUCUGGACAGGAUGGACAGACAAAGGCAGGAGCACACAGGUUCUCCAUUUUCUCAUGGUGGAAGCUCAGGCGGUUCACCGUACCACCCAUCAACCAGCAGUCGAGAGGGAUCUCCCAGAACCCCCAGCCCACGCCGCUGUGCCCGGAGAGACACUCCUGAGCUGGGAGAGGCCAGCGACGACGAGCUGCACAUGAUAAAUGACCACAACUCUGACAUGGAGGACGAAAUGUAAAGAGGCACAACUCAGACUGGUCUGCUGAGUGAUGUAGCGAGACAGAAGAGCCUCGCAUGCAGAAGAAGAGCCCACCUCUGUCUCCAUGCCGACAGCUCACGACACAGCACAUGCAGCAUAUACUGUAUAAAUAAUCUUGGGUCUCAUCAGUAAAGUUGGAAGUUGUGAGAUUUACAUUUAGUUUGUUCUUUAUAGCACGUACGUGUAUUGGCUGUCGAUCCUGUUUGUAGUGUCAGGUGUCAUUACAGGUUCUCCCGUUCUCCUUACGACUCCUAGAACUUUAUUAAAUUGUAUUGCGUGUCAUUUCAAUGUUGUUGCUUUUUUUUAUUCUAGGAAUUUUAAAAGGUCUUUAUAAUUCUUCUGGCCAUUACUGCAUAUCCUGAUAAAUCAGCUUUUCAGCUAAAUGUUAAGCCUUUAUGUAAUGUCUCUACCACCUGCUUAAUGUGUGCAGGUUUAAUAUUUCUCAUUCUCAUGUUUAAUAAAUAAAUGUAUCUUAGUGGUGCAAUUGUAAUGCAGUCGGAAAGGCAAACGGGAUUUCAGUUUAAAGUAUUUUAUUAGUAUUCCGUGGGAUGGACGAUACAGGCGGAUCACGUGACAAUGUGAACGGAAGGCAGCGAGCCACUGAUUCAAUAGCACCCCUAGUGAUGGAGGGAGAAUAGUGUAAAAGUGGAACAUGGUUCGGGUUGACUGCCGUGACAAGGCAACGAUUUAGAGCCACAUUUAAGAGGCUACAAUAUUCCUGUCUUCUCUAGCUCUUCAUGCCGGGUUGCCAGGUCGGUGUGACAAAAAUAAGCCGACCUAAAAAGAGCCCGAUAUCAUAAAACUCAAAAUCUACACUUCCCAAGCCUUGGACACUGCUCCAAGAUCAUGAUGAUGUUUAAAUAUGCGUUUAACAAAGAGGUAUUAAAACUGUUUCCCUAAUCCGCGGUCUCCUUAUUUACUAUUAGAUACGGUCAUAAAGCUACAGAAUAUAAUAUAAUAUCAUAAUACAUAAGAGCAUAAUAACACAUCAUGCAGUAAUGUAGCUCUGCAGCUCUCAGAGUUUAUUUAGCUUUUUUUUUUUUUAUUAAAUAGUGUUUAAUAACGUACAAUUUUUAAACUCCUAGCAGAUUUUCUGGUUCUUUUAGAUUUUCUCUCUUUCUUCCUUUCUCCUUCCUUCCUUCCUUCUCCCUACUUCCCUGCUUUCUUUCUUUCUUCCUUCCUUCCUCCUUCCUUCAUUCAUUCACUCUACUUCCCUGAAUUCCUUUUGUCCUUCCUUCUUUCCUUCCUUCCUUCUCCCUACUUCCCUGCUUUCUUUCUUUCUUCCUUCCUUCCUCCUUCCUUCCUUCCUUCUCCCUACUUCCCUGCUUUCUUUCUUUCUUUCUUUCUUUCUUUCUCCACUCUUUCUGAUUUGCCCACUUCCUUCCUUCCUUCCUUCCUUCCUUCCUUCUUUUUUUCUUUCUUUCUUUCUUUCUUCCUUCCUUUCUCAUUCCUUCCUUCAUUCUUCCUACUUCCCUGCUUCUGUCUUUCUUUCUUUGUUUCCCCUUCCUUCCUUCAUUCUCUCUCCUUUCCUGAAUCCUUUUUGUCCUUCUUUCUUUCCUUCUCCUUACUGCCCUGCUUUCUUUCUUUCUUUCUUCCUUUCUUUAUUUCUCCACCGUUUCUUUCUUGUCCCCUUCCUUCCUCCUCCCUUCUUUCUUUCUUUCUUUCUCUGUCCUCCUUGCCCUUGUAGUUUGAGACCUGCUGAUGUAGCUAACAGAACUAGCCCUGAUAAAGGGAUUAGGAGGGAAUAUGACUGCAGACCCCUCACCUGGCAGCUGCAGCAUAUUUUAGUUUAUUGAUAAUGAAUUGCAAUGUAGCUAAAACCCUAAACCUGCAGACAAAAAAAAAAAUCAACCCAAAAGUAACUGCAUUCUGCAAAGCAGCCAAAGACUUCGGUUAAAUAUCACGAGUUACAGCCUGGAGAGCCUGCUCUUCUUCUGUCAGCUCUGGUUAUAGUGUUAGGAUUAUAAAAAGAAAAAGAAAAGAAAAAGGAUAUAUUAUUAUUGCUCAUUACACCAGGAUCCUUUGUGUCUUCUGUGUCAGCUUGCGUGACAGUUGGGUGCAAAGGUUUGGGUUAAAAAAAAAGGAAAAUGUCUUACAGUUGAGCUACACAGCACAGAAGAAUUCCAACAAGUUCAAACUUUUACGUGAGUGAAUAAAACACAAGGCAAAAUCAGUCAGGAAUAUUCUGCAAGCAGGCUUUAUUUUGCUGUAGGUUCAAUUAUUCAUUUUAUUCUGAAGAUGUGCAAACUUUUGCACUCAGCUGUAUCACAUCUGUGAUUUUACAUUUUGGAUAUUAUUAAUAGUUAUUUAAUCUGAAUCUGGGGGGGAGGGGGGAACUGGCCACAUGAACAUGAAUUUCUUUCCUUCUUGCUUUCAUUCUUUCUUUCUUUCUUUCUUUCUUUCUUUCUUUCUUUCUUUCUUCUGUCCUUCCUUCCUUCCCUCUCCCUAAUUCCCUGUUUUUCUUUCUUUCUUUCUUUCUUUCUUUCUUUCUUUCUUUCUUUCUUUCUUUCUUCUGUCCUUCCUUCCUUCCCUCUCCCUAAUUCCCU
Messenger RNA from Ictalurus punctatus (channel catfish), 3383 nucleotides. RefSeq names its product RNA-binding Raly-like protein. Lineage: Eukaryota; Metazoa; Chordata; Actinopteri; Siluriformes; Ictaluridae. Bases 181 to 816 code for a protein of 211 amino acids. The record is from RefSeq and is a predicted model, not a curated record. Gene Ontology annotation, cellular component: nucleus. Gene Ontology annotation, molecular function: RNA binding. The transcript is spliced from 8 exons.